AUGUCUGCCGGAACAGAUAGUCUGAAAGAAAAGGAAAAACAUCGAAUAAUUCAGCUGCUUAUCUCGCUUAUGGUGAAAUCAACCACAGUAGACUUAACACACGAAUGGAAACAAAACUUCGGCUGGGAGAUCACAUGUUCAUGGAAACUCCUUGCGGACGAUUCUCUACAAUCAGUAAAAUUAUACAAAAAUGGAAAUCAAUUCAUAAUAUUUAGACCCGAGAACCAAAGAAGCAUGAAUCAUUCGUGGUAUUCCGAAACGGUGUCGAAGUUAGAUUGCGCUGAAGACGAUAAUGGAGUGACUGGAAAGUGUGUAAUGACGUACGAGCCACAGCUGGCUCCGAGGAAAGACUUCACAUUCGGCUGCGAAGUGUCAGGGGAGCGACCUUACUUUAGAACAGACCAGAAGGAGAUAUUCGUUGAAUAUCUUAUUCCCCCAUCCGAUACCGAAAUAACAGUGACGAAGUUUGAGUCUGGCACAGUAUCAGUAAAUUGCAGUGCUUCUGGUUUGCCGGCGCCCAAAAUAAUGUGGACAAUUAAUAACCAAAGGUUCUUUAAACCUAUAAUAUUUCUAAAGGUACCUGCCAAUUAUCUUGGACCACCGGUAUGGAACGCAACGUCGAAGCUUUGGCAAGUGUGGUCAUCUUUCAAUCCACAACCUGAAGACCUCUACAGUUUACAAUGCACGCCGGAGAUUCAGAAAGGAAAACAAGUAAUAAGAGGACAAUCGGCGAUGUAUUCUAAUGCGCCAGAUAGAUUAAGAAUAACAAUCGUGCCAUUAUCAUUGUUUCGAGGUUAUCAUUAUAAAUAUGGCGAUAGUCAAAAUGAAAACAUUAAAAACGAUUUCGCUGUAACCCUUGGCUGUUAUAAAUUUGAUGUCAAGUUGAUUAUGACCUGUAGAUAUAAUACCGAACUGGGGUGA
Messenger RNA from Diatraea saccharalis (sugarcane borer), 921 nucleotides. NCBI's taxonomy places the organism in Eukaryota, Metazoa, Arthropoda, Insecta, Lepidoptera, Crambidae. The record is from the annotation of a GenBank genome assembly.